Molecule: messenger RNA, 644 nt
Organism: Capsella rubella
Lineage: Eukaryota; Viridiplantae; Streptophyta; Magnoliopsida; Brassicales; Brassicaceae
Exons: 4
Coding region: 46-564 (172 amino acids)
Source: RefSeq, a predicted model, not a curated record
AUUAAGAAUCACUUACCCUCCUCACAAAAAAAAUCUAAAGGCAAAAUGAUGCAAACCAAAAUCUCUUCUUUCUCUCGACCAGGCUUCACUCUCUAUGAACCAAGAGUAGUUCAUCACCGUCGUAUCUCCAUGGCUAUAUGCUCAUCAUCAUCCUCACCAUCACCGUUUCACCAUCUUCUCUGCAAAUCCACCUUCCCACUCGCUGCCUCACUCACCCUUCUCCUCUCUCCUUGUUCAGCUGAAGCAGGCUUAAUGUCGGGAUCAACUGGUAUAGAAUCAGUUCCAGGUCCCGAAUUACCAAAAAUCGAGUUCCUUGACAGUUUCAAUGCAAAAAACCAGAAGUUCUAUGCUGAGAACGAUGCCAGAUUCAAAGAAUCUCCACUUCUCAAGAAACUACUUGAGAAUUCCAAACUAAACAAAGAAAAGAAUGAAAGAGAGAUUCAAGACAAAUACUGUCUAAGAGGAGCAGAAUGGGGAGUAGGAGAUUGUUCAACCACAGGAAUGACAGAUGAAGAGAAAGAGAAGUUCAUCGCAAUGUUGAAAAAGAAGACUGGUGUUGAAUAAAAAAUGUCUGAAUCACAUAAUUGUAUUUUUUGCAAGAAUGGCUUUAGAGAGAAUCUAUGCUAAUUGUCAAGUUAUCAAUC